AUGGCUAUAGGUGGGCCUCGAGGAAGAUAUGCGCUUUCAGUCAGCGCCACUUUCACCUGUCUAGCGACAUGUGCGACAGCUCUUCGCAUCUAUACACGGGCAUUCAUGGUGAAACAGAUGGGCAUUGACGACUGGGCGAUCCUUUCAUCUCUAGCCUGUAGCUGGGUAUUUUUUGGCCUUUUCGUCGGAGGUUUGUUCCCCACUUCUAGUUUCAAGUCAAGUAACUUCGUCCAUAUUGCUGAACAUCUGCGGCCAGAGGUCACAUAUCUCAUGGGUGAGCAUAUUGAGAACAUCCCGCCCGAAGUCUUUGUGAAGCAAAUGAUGUGCUUUUGGGUCACGGUACCCAUGUACCAAGCUAGUCUAAUCAUCACAAAAGCUGCGAUUCUUUUCCAAUAUUUACGCAUCUUUGUGACCCCUCGCAUGCGGCUCGCUUGCUACGGUCUGGUCGCGUUCCUCGCAAUUUAUGGAGCAUGGGCAUUCUUUACCGGCUGGCUCGUUUGUGUCCCUGUGAAGAAACUCUGGGAUGACAGCGUCCAUGGAUUCUGCUUCAAUAAGAAAGCUCUCUGGCUGUCCAACUCUGCCAUUCACAUAUUCACUGAUAUUCUUAUUCUGCUCUACCCAAUGCCUAUAGUACGAAGUCUACAACUCCCUAGACCACAGAAGAUAGCAUUGACCGCAGUGUUCGCAGUCGGUGUCCUUGUAACCGUCACUAGCAUUCUACGUCUCCAAAGCCUCCUGAUCAUAUCUCAAUCAACCGACCCCACCUAUGAUAACCCACCUGCCGCCAUGUGGUCAGCGAUUGAGUGCAAUGUUGCCAUCAUUUGCGCCUGCCUUCCGGUCAUGCGUCCGUUAAUUUCUCGUCUGAUUCCCCGUAUAUUCUCGACUCGCAGCAAUGGCUCUAGGAGCAAGCCGACCAAUGGGUAUCUCAAUUCUAUACAGCGAACGCAACGAGCGCAGCCCCGGACUUCUGUUGUGGGUGGCACUUCGGACCAUUAUAUGGUAGACCUCGGAACAAGAGGUAAAUCAAGUACAGCAGAGUCUCCAGAGAGGGCCGAACUGGGUGAGAUUAUGGUCACCACAGUUUUCUCUCACGAAAGCGGGCGUGCUCGCCCAGAUGAUGAGUCGAGUGUGCGACAUUUGGUGGCUGAUUAA
Aspergillus bombycis is the source of this 1152-nucleotide messenger RNA. RefSeq names its product putative integral membrane protein. The transcript is spliced from 5 exons. The record is from RefSeq and is a predicted model, not a curated record. Lineage: Eukaryota; Fungi; Ascomycota; Eurotiomycetes; Eurotiales; Aspergillaceae. Bases 1 to 1152 code for a protein of 383 amino acids.